Colletotrichum truncatum is the source of this 153-nucleotide messenger RNA. RefSeq lists its product as uncharacterized. The record is from RefSeq and is a predicted model, not a curated record. Lineage: Eukaryota; Fungi; Ascomycota; Sordariomycetes; Glomerellales; Glomerellaceae.
AUGUUCGGAGGAUUCGCGCCCCCCCAGCUCUCCGAGGAGGAGAUCAAGCAGAUGGAGUCCGAGGCCAGCUUCAGCGUCCAGCAGGUCCUCGUCUCUGCUGUCCUUCUUUACUUCUCCCCCUUUGCCGUUGACGCCGUCUCCAACUUCCUGUAA